CCGCGUCUACCCUUUCCGUCAUUGAAAGUUGGAAAGUCCUCCUCUUUUCGGCUCCAGUGAACGCAGCCUUCCGUUAGUCAGCCCCGAGCGCAGACUGACAGGCGAGCGGCGGACCUGAUCAGAACCAUGAGGUUCGGACUGACGAUCGUGUUGUUGGGCUUCGUGUGCAUGUCGGAGUGUGCUCCCCCGACGUGUUACUCCAGGGCACUCGGCCUCAGCAAAGAAGUCAUGACCCUUUUGGAUAAGAUUCACACCUACCAUCGCACGAAAACGUGCGCUCGCCAUCUUCCCGCCAUCUUCCUGGAUGUGCAUAACUCCUGCAUCACUACCAAACUGCGCGACUUCCUCUACGUGGUGCUCAACCACCCCAGCCAGUACUGCAGGGAGCGGCCCAGGAUCGUGCUGCUCAAACGCAAAAUCCAGAACUUGUACUCCAUCAUCUCAAGGAUUUGUUACCGGGACCUGGUGUUUUUCACAGACGACUGCGAGGCCAUCGACACGGGACACAGCAGGCCUCACUUUGCAGAGGACAGGCUUCAGCUUCUGCAGGAAGAGAGAUAAGCAGCCCACAGAGUAGCCUGAAAGAAGCACUCAAAUACAAAUAUAAACAACUAGUAGUGUA
Molecule: messenger RNA, 622 nt
Organism: Nerophis lumbriciformis (worm pipefish)
Lineage: Eukaryota; Metazoa; Chordata; Actinopteri; Syngnathiformes; Syngnathidae
Gene: cytl1
Product: cytokine like 1
Biological process (GO): positive regulation of transcription by RNA polymerase II
Source: RefSeq, a predicted model, not a curated record